Acomys russatus (golden spiny mouse) is the source of this 339-nucleotide messenger RNA. RefSeq names its product mitochondrial import inner membrane translocase subunit Tim8 B-like. The record is from RefSeq and is a predicted model, not a curated record. NCBI's taxonomy places the organism in Eukaryota, Metazoa, Chordata, Mammalia, Rodentia, Muridae. The transcript has a single exon. The coding region runs from base 30 to 281 and encodes 83 amino acids.
GCACACCAGCGAAGCUCCUAACGCUGACUAUGGCCGAGCUAGGCGAAGCUGGCGAAGCCGAGUUACAACGCCUGGUGUCCGCCGAGCAGCAGAAGGCGCAGUUCACUGCGCAGGUGCAUCACUUCAUGGAACUAUGUUGGGAUAAGUGUGUGGAGAAGCCAGGGAAUCGGCUAGACUCCCGCACUGAAAACUGCCUCUCUAGCUGCGUGGACCGCUUCAUCGACACCACUCUUGCUAUCACCGGUCGGUUUGCCCAGAUCGUACAGAAAGGCGGGCAGUAGCCACACCUCUCAGAGUGACGGACCAAGACUUGAAUGGACAGUGGAGAAAGAAUUGUUG